AUGUUUAGAAAUGAAGCCAAAGAGGGACUGAAGGAAGGAACGAGGAAGAGUCCACUGACUGAAAAUAUUUUCCCGCUCCUCUUUCUGCUCCUGUACUGCUUCGUGUGCACCCUUGACAUUUUGAGCUCUGCCUUUCAACUAGCUGGAGGUAAGGUAGCAGGGGAUAUCUUCCAGGAAAAUGCCAUCCUGUCUAACCCAGUGGCAGGGCUUGUGGUGGGGAUACUGGUGACAGUGCUGGUCCAGAGCUCCUCCAGCUCUACGUCCAUCAUAGUCAGCCUUGUCUCUUCGGGUUUGCUCAAUGUUCAGUCAGCCAUUCCAAUCAUCAUGGGCUCCAACAUUGGAACAUCAGUCACCAAUACCAUUGUUGUUCUAAUGCAGGCAGUGGAGAGAGAGGAGUUUGAAAGGGCCUUUGCUGGAGCUAACGUCCAUGACUGUUUUCACUGGUUGUCAGUUUUGGUGCUUCUCCCUCUUGAAGCUGUGAUUGGCCUCCUGAGACAUUUGUCACAGGCCUUAGUCGACUAG
Scophthalmus maximus (turbot) is the source of this 522-nucleotide messenger RNA. RefSeq names its product sodium-dependent phosphate transport protein 2A-like. NCBI's taxonomy places the organism in Eukaryota, Metazoa, Chordata, Actinopteri, Pleuronectiformes, Scophthalmidae. Gene Ontology annotation, molecular function: sodium:phosphate symporter activity. Gene Ontology annotation, cellular component: vesicle; apical plasma membrane; brush border. Gene Ontology annotation, biological process: sodium-dependent phosphate transport; intracellular phosphate ion homeostasis. The record is from RefSeq and is a predicted model, not a curated record.